CAUUUCAAGAGAACUUCACAGAUACUCUACGUAUAUCUUUCCUUAUAUCAUAAAGCUUCAUAGUUAUUUCAUACUUUUGAAAGGAUUAUGAGUGAAAAGACUAAAUUGACCAUUUUCAUAUUCAUCACGACUAUACUUUCAAUUGUCUUUGGUCAGAGGAUCUAUUGGAAGUGUACUUUUGAAAAUGAUGAUUGUUCAUUUCAAUCAAAUGUACCAGAUCAAUUCCAGGUUUACAAGUUUGAAAGAGGAAAUCUAAAAACACCAGAAAGGGCUGAAAAUUGUAUGUACGCACGCAAGACUAAUUCUCAUCUGGAAGAGGCCUACUUGUUUUCGAGUAAAUUGAAUAUUCCAAGAAAUAUUGGGAAAUUAUGCUUCAAAUUCAAUAUUCUCAUGAGUAAUGGUCAAGAUGAAUUGUUUGUCUUCUUCCUAAAGGAUUAUCAAAUUGUUAAGCAAAGAGCUUUUUCAAUGAAAUAUUCACAUGAAAUAUUUAAAUGGAUAGAAAAGACGGAUUAUCUUUCGCAGAGUGUAGACGAGAUCAUGAUUAAGAGCUCUCGUAAAAAUUCGGCGACUUCAAUAAUAGCUAUCGAUAAUAUGGAAUUUAAUGAUUGUUAUGCUGAUUCAUCUUCAACACCUCCAUCGUCAACGAAUAUAGAUUCAAUAUUACAAUGUAAUUUCGACUCGAGCACUACUUGCCAGUAUGAAUUGCUAAGAAGCUCUCAGAAUCGAAUUGAUAAUUACGCUUGGACAGUAAGCAACCCACAACACUCUUUCUACGGAUUGCCUGAGCAAGAUGUAAGCAAAAAUGGAUAUUAUUUGCAUUCUGGACCAUUCGUUUGUUGGGAAGGAGAUAGGGUUUAUUUAAAAAGUUCUUCAAUAAUAGUAACCAACCCUAGAUGCAAACUUUCAUUCUACUAUCACAUGUCUGGCGAAAAUGUUGGAACUUUAACAGUUUAUACAAACAAUAAAGAAAAUCUACAACAAGUAUUAGUAGAAAAGCGUGGUCCUCAAGGAGAAAGUUGGCUUACCGAAGACAUUAGCCUACCAAUUGGAGAAUAUGAGUUGAUUUUCGAAGGGAAAUGUACUAUUCUUUCGUUAUCUCAUAUUGCUGUUGAUGAAAUAACUACACAUAACUGCCAAUCACCUUCUCUCUCAACUCCAAGACCAACUCCAAACAGAAAUUCACCAACACUCUUAGAGUGUCGAUUCGAGCAAGACUUUUGUAAUUAUUAUCAAAGUACUCAAACUCAUCAAUGGGUAAUCGGCAGAGAAACUCCCUCUAGCAAUACUGGUCCACAAGUACCAUAUUCUGGAAAUUUUGUGUAUUUUGAAGCAACUACGGCAACUAGAGGCUAUUUUUCCCUACUAGAGUCUCCCGUUGUCUAUUUCGAUAAAGAGACUUGCUUAUCAUUUAUGUAUAAUAUGCAUGGAAGUCAUAUUGGUCGAUUUCUCGUUUCUCUUAUCACUCUUGAUCAAAAUGAAAAUAGAAUAAUCGGAAAUGAAACAAUUCUUAACGAAAUUGGAAAUAAAGGAACUGAUUGGAUUCGAUUUUCACAUACAAUUAAUGAUUAUCCACAAAUAAGACCUAGAAAAUUAAAUUUUUAUGCUUUCUACGGAAGAGGAUAUAAAGGUGAUGUUUCGUUUGAUGAAGUUACCAUUUCUUAUGGUUCCUGUCCUGGGUCUGCUAGGUCAACCAGAGAAACGUCUAGUGUAACAGUAAGACCAGGACCUUCUCCAAAGUUAUUGGAGUGUCAAUUCGAGCAAGACUUUUGUAAUUAUUACCAAAAUUCUACAAACUAUCAAUGGUUAAUUGGCAGAGAAACUCCUUCUAGAGACACUGGUCCGCAAGCACCAUAUUCUGGAAAUUUUGUGUAUUUUGAAGCAACUACGGCAACUAGAGGCUAUUUUUCCCUACUCGAGUCUCCCAUUGUCUAUUUCGAUAAAGAGACUUGCUUAUCAUUUAUGUAUAAUAUGUAUGGAAGUCAUACCGGUCGAUUUCUCGUCUCCCUUAUCACUUUUGAUCAAACUGAUAGUAGAAUAAUUAGAAAUGAAACAAUUCUGAACGAAAUUGGAAAUAAAGGAAUGGAAUGGAUUAGAUUUUCAUAUACUAUACGUAAUUCUCCACAAAUAGCUCACAUAAAAUUGAAUUUCAUGGGUCUCUAUGGCAGAGGUUACAGAGGUGAUAUUUCUUUUGAUGGAAUUCAAAUUAACGACGGGUCAUGUCUCGUCUAA
Dimorphilus gyrociliatus is the source of this 2229-nucleotide messenger RNA. The record is from the annotation of a GenBank genome assembly. Lineage: Eukaryota; Metazoa; Annelida; Polychaeta; Dinophilidae.